AUCGAAAUAGAAAAGAAAAAAAAAUCCAAUUUUUUUCGAAUGUCAUUUUUUUCGAUAAAUUCGAAUUGAACGUCAGCUGGAUCGCGAUCGAUACGAAAAACAAGUGAAAAGAAAAGAUUGAUUGAUUGAAUGAUUGAUUUGGAUUUUGGAUGAGUUGAAGAAAAAUAAAAUUUAAAAAAAAAAACGAUGGCAAACAUAGCAUCAAUAAUAGCAAUGAUAAUAUUGAUCAUAUCAAUGGCAUUAUAUCAUUCUGUACAUAAAAUAGAUGAAGGUCAUACAGGUGUUUAUUAUCGUGGUGGUGCCUUAUUAAAAGAAACAUCUAGUCCGGGUUUUCAUUUAAUGAUACCAUUUAUAACAACAUAUCGUUCAAUACAGGUUACAUUACAAACGGAUGAAGUAAAAAAUGUACCAUGCGGUACAUCAGGUGGUGUUAUGAUAUAUUUUGAUCGUAUUGAAGUUGGACAGUUAGGUCUAGGCGAUAUAAAUGACCGAACAACACCUUCACUUGUUUCAUUUCCUGAUGGUUCGAUUGAUAGUCCAAUCAAAAAUAUUGUAGCCGGUGAAAUGCAUUCAUUAUUUUUACUCGAAAAUGGUCAAAUUUUUGGAUGUGGUUAUGGUCAACGUUCUAUUAAUCAAAAACGUGAUACAAUAGUUCCUAUAAAAAUACCAAUUGAAAAUGUUAAAAAUGUAGCUUGUAAAAAUUAUCUUCCUUUUUCAUUGGCAUUGGAUCAAUCUUCACGUUAUUAUGUAUGGGGUAGAGGACAAAAUGAUGAAUUAUUACCAAUGAGAAAAUUAUAUGGUCAAUUGGAUUCAUUUGCUGCAGCAUCCGUCUCAAUUUUAGGCGAAUCACCAAUUACUUUUGGUCUAACAUCAACAAUCGAUACAUAUGAAUCAAAUUAUACGAUAUCAAUUGUUGGAUUAUUCAAUAAUCCAGAUAAUUAUGAUGUUGAAUUUGUAAUCGAUAACAAACCAAUACUGGCUUGUAAAUGUUAUCUAAAAAUAGCAUCAAAAUAUUAUAGUCGAAUGUUUUCAGGUGUGUGGCAAGAAAAUACUAAUCGAGUAAUGAUUGGUGCUUAUAGUUAUGAUGUAUAUUAUUCAUAUCUAGGUAUGUUACAUACUGGCCAAAUUCAAAUCAAUCAAUUCAAUAUAGCCGAAUUUAUUGAUUUGGCCAAUUGUUAUUGUGAUGAACAAUUAAUGAAACAUUGUCAAAUAUUUAUUGAAAAAUUGCUAAAUAAAUCAACCAUAUCUACUUAUUUAUCAUUGAUAAUCGAUUAUGAAUUAUAUAAUUAUGAAAUGAUUUCAAACAAAUUAAUAAUAUUCAAGAAUAUUUUAUCAAAAUUUGUUAAUGAUAAUCUUUCAAUGAAUAGUAAAAAUUUCAUGAAUUUUCUGGAAUGGUUUUCUAAACAUCAACAACAACAACAAGAGCUAUGA
Molecule: messenger RNA, 1431 nt
Organism: Dermatophagoides pteronyssinus (European house dust mite)
Lineage: Eukaryota; Metazoa; Arthropoda; Arachnida; Sarcoptiformes; Pyroglyphidae
Product: erlin-2-B-like
Biological process (GO): SREBP signaling pathway
Cellular component (GO): endoplasmic reticulum; endoplasmic reticulum membrane
Molecular function (GO): cholesterol binding; ubiquitin protein ligase binding
Source: RefSeq, a predicted model, not a curated record